Messenger RNA from Trypanosoma cruzi, 1122 nucleotides. RefSeq lists its product as uncharacterized. The transcript has a single exon. Gene Ontology annotation, molecular function: transporter activity. Lineage: Eukaryota; Euglenozoa; Kinetoplastea; Trypanosomatida; Trypanosomatidae. Gene Ontology annotation, biological process: transport. The record is from RefSeq and is a predicted model, not a curated record. The coding region runs from base 1 to 1122 and encodes 373 amino acids.
AUGCCUUUAAGAGGCAUGAUGUUUGUCCAGCGGCAUGAGCGAAGGAGAAUGUAUUAUUGGGUAGGGACAUUUGUAUGCGUUUUAGGCGUACUUCUCUUGGUCGUUCUUCUACUCAAAAAUGUAAUGCGUGAUCAGAAGGUGGUCCCUUCCUUUAUUGGCGGGUAUUGCGCUAUUUUUGCCACGAUACUCUCUCUUUUUCAGAUUUUGGAGCAUCUUACCUGCUUUUCUGAUCCGGAGUGUCAGACAAAGAUCGUGCGUAUUCUAUUUAUGGUGCCACUUUACGCAAUGAUUUCAUGGAUAUGUAUACUUGCCCCCAGUGCUGCUGAGUAUCUCAACUUAAUUCGGGAUGCUUACGAGAGCUAUGCCAUUUAUGCCUUUUUUCAGCUGAUGAUCGCUCUUAUGGGGGGCAUGGAUACGGUUUACCGCGCACUCAUGCUGGAGGAAAGGCCGCCCAUAACGCAUUUUUUUCCAUUUUGUUGGAUGGAGCCUCUGAAGGUUUCACCGACGUUUGUGCGGAAUUGUCGUUUGUGCCUUUUUCAGUUUAUGGUGGUGAAGCCGCUUGUGACGGUGGUGGUAAUUAUUUUAACAGCCAAAGACGAGAUGGGCAGCAUUCUAGAUGUGCGUAAAGGAUACUUUUGGACGACGUUAGUCUAUAAUAUAUCAAUAACUACGGCCUUCACCGCUUUAGUCUACUUUUACACGGGGUUAAAAGAGUUUAUGGAGGGAACAGAUGCUUUUAUGAAGUUUUUGUGCGUAAAAGUAGUUAUAUUUUUAUCGUUUUGGCAGGGCAUACUCAUCCAACUUCUUUCCGCCACACAUCUUCUGCCAAGCUUCCAGUAUUGGUCAAAGGACCGCGUGCCACAGGGAUUGCAAGACCUUUUGAUUUGUAUUGAAAUGAUGUUCGUAUCAUUUGCACAUCGGUACUGCUUCGGAAGUGACUCCUACGCCUCAGACGUCAUUGUGGGGCCGGAGAACGGCGCCGACGAUGUCGAGGAUACGGCCGUAGUUUUCCCACACCGAAAUAUUCCACCGAUUCGGUACAGCGUGUCGGCAAACCUCAGAUAUACGCUGAAGCAUGAAGAUAUUAUGCACGAUUUAAAGGCUAUCAUGCAAAAUCGCUGA